AUGCAUAAACCAAAGCGCGGUACGUCACAUUUUAUUAAGCCGGUACUGAGUACCGGGAGCGACUCCGCCUCCCGACGAGGUACGCGGCUUCGUCGCUUCUUACAUCGAAGCAGAGACGCAGAGGCGGAGCGGCGAUGUAUGGCGCGCGCGGCGGCCGAGUCGCAGGCGGAGGUCGCUCGGGUUCCCACGGCCCACGCGGUCGCCUUUAAAGGCGCGCGUCGCCCCGCAGCAAUUAAUCCGCAAAUGAACGUGUACAUUGUGAUUUAUAGAAUUGCAUAUCUUAAAUGCGUGUGUGAGAAACUAAUCGGUUUGUUUUUGAGAACGAGUGACGAGUGA
Molecule: messenger RNA, 336 nt
Organism: Leptosia nina
Lineage: Eukaryota; Metazoa; Arthropoda; Insecta; Lepidoptera; Pieridae
Source: the annotation of a GenBank genome assembly